Molecule: messenger RNA, 912 nt
Organism: Scutellospora calospora
Lineage: Eukaryota; Fungi; Glomeromycota; Glomeromycetes; Diversisporales; Gigasporaceae
Source: the annotation of a GenBank genome assembly
GAUCAGAUUAAGAUUGAAUUUGCUCAUUUAAAAAUGGCGGAUCAAAGACCCAUUAUUCUUUGGUCCCAUCCGAGAUCUCUUUCUACAGUUUUUGAACGACCGUUUCUUCAACGUCCUCAAGAAUUCCAUGUUAUCCAUGAACCAAUUAAUCCAAUUAGUCGUGCUUAUGUGACCAAAAACUUUGAAUUUUUGAAUCAAAUUCCGUUACCUAAACCUACUGAUCCGAUCACUUUUGUAAAUCAUUUCUCUUCUACUCUUAAUGAAAUUCUUGCUCCUCAUUACUAUAAUGAUGAUAAAACACAUACUUUAAGAGUUUUUGUGAAGGAUCAUGCAUCCAAUUUUUUAGAUGCAUUAGAAGGAAAGGAAGAAAAUCCAUUAGGAUCCAAGGAAAUUCUUUCAAAAUUUAAACAUACGUUCAUAAUUAGAAAUCCAGAAAAAUCUGUAAAGUCUUUUUACAAAGCUGCAAAUUCUACAUAUAAAGCUUGGGAUAAAGCCUGUGUACCUAAUUCUGAAAGGUAUGACAUUUUUUUUCCUGAAAAAGUUUGGCUCAAAGAAUCAAGAAUUCUUUACGAUUUAAUUAAGAACAUAACUGGAGAGGAGAUUGUUUUAGUAGAUGCUGAUAAUUUAGUUCAAGAACCAGAGAAAAUUUUGAGAAAAUAUUGUGAGAUGGUCAACGUAGAGUUUAAGAAAGAAAUGCUUGAAUGGAAAGAAGAAAGAUUGAGAAUAUGGGAUUUAAAAUUGUCAAACCCAGAUAUAGAUUAUGUGUGGCAUAAGAAUGUAAUGCAAAGCACAGGAUUUGACAAAUCAAUCAAUAAUGAAGAAGAAAUUGAAUAUCCUCAACAUGUUUAUGACCUAAUUGCUAAAAGCAAACCUCAUUAUGAAUACUUGUUUCAACAUAGAAUUAAGAUUUAG